Molecule: messenger RNA, 955 nt
Organism: Botrytis cinerea B05.10
Lineage: Eukaryota; Fungi; Ascomycota; Leotiomycetes; Helotiales; Sclerotiniaceae
Exons: 2
Coding region: 448-852 (134 amino acids)
Molecular function (GO): oxidoreductase activity, acting on the CH-OH group of donors, NAD or NADP as acceptor
Source: RefSeq, a predicted model, not a curated record
GCACCACCGCGUUGCUACACGUAGAUUUACAAACACCGCGAACUUUCCCCUCACGGUAUAAAUACGUCGUUCUCCAAUCUCGUAUACAUUCCCUCUUUCUGUAAAUUCUCCGUAUUCCCUCCCUCCUCUUUCCAUCAAUCCCAAGUAUUCCUCUUCCCUCUCCUCAUUACAAUCCACAUCAUCAUCAUGACAUCCAAAACCACCAGCGGCUAUGCCGUCAUCUCCGGAGUGCGUAGCUACCCUUCCACCACCAUUCCCCCGCCCUCCGGUUAACCCCCCCUCCUCAGGCCGGCGGCGGCAUCGGCAAAAACAGCGGUCUCUCCUUCGCCGAAUCCGGCGCUUCCGGUAUCCUCUUUGCAGACCUCUCUCUCUCUCUCUCCUCAGCCCAAAACCGCCGCACUAGAAUGUAAAUCCUACAUCUCCAAUCCAAACUGUCGCAUCCUCUCCAUGCACGUCGAUGUGACAGACGGGAAGAGCGUGCAGGAAAUGGUUGACACAGCCGUCAAGGAAUUCGGUCGUAUAGAUUAUUACGUGCAUAGCGCUGGUAUCGGCACUAGCACACCCUCUCCCCUCGGCACCACCCCCCUCUCCGAAUUCGGCCACAUCAUCCACACCAACAUGCGCGGCACGCUCCUCUGUAACCGCGCCAUCGCAAGCGCCAUGCUCCUACCAAGGCCGCUACACCACGCGCUCCCUCGACCGCGGCAGCAUUGUGAGUCUCGGCUCCGCGAAUUCCGUCGUCGCCUUCCCCGGGAAAACAUCCUAUACCACCGCCAAACACGCCGUUGUGGGGAUUACGAAAUCCGGCGGCGAGUAACAUUUUCCUACAUCCAUAAUGUGUAUUGUUCAUAAUUCUCGACAAUUCGCAUGAGUGAACAAAACUAACCCCCUCCUCCCCCCCCAAACAGCGGUCGACUACGCCUCCCACGGCAUCCGCAUCAACGCCAUCUGUCCA